Molecule: messenger RNA, 10974 nt
Organism: Gallus gallus (chicken)
Lineage: Eukaryota; Metazoa; Chordata; Aves; Galliformes; Phasianidae
Gene: INSYN2B
Product: family with sequence similarity 196 member B
Exons: 4
Coding region: 937-2415 (492 amino acids)
Biological process (GO): inhibitory postsynaptic potential
Cellular component (GO): postsynaptic density
Source: RefSeq, a predicted model, not a curated record
GCCUUUUUUUUAUUUAUUUAUUCCUGCGUGAGCAGAUCUAGUACACUUCUUGCAUAUAAACAGUGACAAUUACAAUAUAAAAGACCUAUCAUACCUUAUUUUGGAGUAACAUUAGAGCUAGUGAGAGGCUUACCUACUUAGUAAGACUAAGAAGACAUUUCCUGUGGGUAAACUCAAAGAUUUCAGGAAAUAUUUCACGUUAUUCUGCAUUUGCUGGUUAUUCAGAUUGGACCACUCUUCUGAUGCCAAAGUAUUUACAAGACUUUCCCAAAUGACACAGUACCUCGGAUACAGUUGGUCUCCAGUUUGCAUGAAGUGAAGUAAAAACUACACAUAAUAAUGCUUCUAGUGAACCCUGCUUGAUGCUAUGUUUUUAUCUGGUCACAAGCAGUUACAUUAUUUUGAAAUGUUAGUUUAGCUUUCAACAGUAAAAACACAGCUGAAGAACAAACUUCCUUAAGAAAGCAAUUCAGUUUGUUAUUAAUUAAUAUAAUUUCAUCAGUAAAACUAUGCAUCGGAAAUUAAACUACCCCCAAAAGUUACAAUGUCUGCUUAGUCAGAACGUGUGUAAGAUGUGUGACUGAUCUGUCAUAAGAAAAAUCUGGAUCACUAAUGGAGAGGUGACUGACAAAUAAGAGCCACCGGGAAAGCCAUAAGACACAGUGUGACCUUUAGAUUAGUUAACUGUAAGCAAAGCUGUCUACUGCAAUUUUGUAAAAUGAAAAAUCAUGUUUGCUUCAGAACAGAAGACUUUCUGCAUUUUCCAGCUACAAUAAAUCUUUCCUUACAUUUUGUAUUUAAUAUCUUUAGCUUAGUGUUUGGUCUAAUGAGCAAUUAAAUUUGAAGAAGAACAACAAGAAUAAUGAAGUGCUUAUCUUGUUCAUUAGCAAGGAGUACAUUUGAAUCCAAGGUACACAAUCAUACGACAGAGCUCAAAUGACAAAUGUAAUGUGUUUCUUUGCGACCCAUUACUUGCAGACUUUAAAUUGUGAUUCAAUGGCCCAGCAAAACUUGAAAAUGCGCCCGGUGCUACUGAAGAGAAACAGUCUGGAUUCAUUUGAUUUUCUGAGACAGCCACAUCACCGCAGAAGCAAAUCUCAGCAAGUUCGUUUCAAGGAUGAUGGUAUCAACGCAAAGACAGUGGAUGCCACUGAACUGGAUAAUAAUACUGCCCAAGAUAUUGCAUUAAUGAUUGAAAAUACAGAAAUAUCUCGACAUCACAAUCUUUUGUUACAACCUCCAUCUUUUCCAAAGGCUCAGAAGGGGCUUCAGAAUAUUGCCAUACAAACGUCUCCUAGCCUCAGGAAACACUUCCCUGUUUUUAGAAGAAAAAAGUUGUUGGUAAGCAAAUCACUAACAGAAAUGCCAAGUGAGCGUACAGACUGCACUCCAGCAAAUGACAAUCUUUCUGAACAAGACAUUAUGUCUUCAGACUUCUGUUAUUUAAGAAUAAGCAGCCUUUUGGAAGAUGGAUUCAGGAACAGUAAGGUGGAUGGUCAGUCAAGUCAAAGACUGCCAGAAGCACAAAGAAAUGGACAUAUCCAAACCGAUGACUCCUCAGUAACAGAAAAGACAACUGCUUCUGCACAGGUGCCCGAAUACAUUCAUGUGAAUUUUCCACAAAACAGUGAUACUUCCAUGGAUGCAUCAGACACAACCAUGAAUUUAAGUAAUUUACAGCAUUCUUCUAAGUCUUCUACUAUCAUAAAUAGUAAUGAAAACAAUGAAACCAGCAUGCUGUCAUCUAAUUCUGAAAAAAUAUACCCUUGCCUAAGUGAUGCCACUAAUGGCAAUGAUUGUAAUCCUCAUCUUGACUCUUGUGAAACAGCUAACAGUGAUUCUGAGUUGCCUGUAGUCAGGAAAGAUACAAGCACUAAGGAAACUACUCCACUAUCACCUCCAUCAAAUCAGAGUUCAUCUCCUUGUUUCCUCAGAAACUAUCUACAGACAGUAGAGAAUAAAGCAGAUUCCAGCUGUGCGACAGUAACAAAUGAUGAUCACACAGUAAUGUCAUUGACCAGCAGUAAUGCAUCAAAAUCUAUUUCUUCAGUUAGUACUGAAACUGAGAAAAAUUCUACUCUGUCUGAUGUUUCCCAGUGUAACGGCUGUUUAGAAGGAUUUCACACAAAGUCUUAUCUGCCAAGGAAUGAAAUAAAACCACACAUCGACAAAGAGAUUGGUGAAAUAAAUCAAAUUCAUUUGACACAUGGUGAACUAUGUGCUCUACAAGGCAAGCUGCAGUCUGUAGAGGAAUCCUUGCUGUCAAACCAGGAGAAGAUUAAAGUCCUUUUGAAUGUCAUUCAAGACCUUGAAAAAUCCAGAGCCCUCAGUGAAGGGCGCAACUUCUACCACACUGGUCAAGACCUCAACAACUGCAGCACGUGUCAGAACACCGCAUGUAUAAUUUACAGGUAAAGAACGAUUAGCACUGGUGUUAUCAGAAGGAGAUACUGUACAUUUGAAAAUUCAAACAGUUCAAAAUUCCACCAAUGUUUCGCAGCAUCACUAUUAUUAUCAUGCUUCGAAAACCUUUGAAGCUGUUUCUGAUUAUGAAAUUCCCCAUAUGUGUUAGAUUUUUUGACACAAAAUUUCUGUCAUAAAUUUGGAUUUUAGAAAAGAUAAGCACAACAUUCUCCAAAUACCAUUAAGCACCAAUUCAUGUUUAUGUGUAAAGCAGAACAAUGAAAAUGCCCCCUUCUCACUUCAGCAAAAGUUUAUUUAUUGUUAUUUUGAGACAGAGUGCUUUGAGUCUAAAUUACUUUAACAUAAACUACAGUAUGAAUUGUGAUGAACUUGGUAAUACUGUGUUCUGGAAACUAUACCAAUUUCAAGUGUUAUGUUCAUAGUAACACAGAAAGAGCCUUGGGUUUUCUACCCAUCAGCAAAAAGCUAGAGUCUUUGUAAUACUGUACAAGUAUCUGGUCCUCACAGCAAUGGAUUUUCUAGGACCUCAAUCAGUUGAUGAACACACUAUCCAGUCAAUGCAAGCUCUGUUAUAAGUCAGAAUACAAAUCUUAAGUUAUUUGAUUCCACUAUAUUGCAUGGGCUUUCCAAAGAAUGCUGAACAAUUGCAGCAUUGUCAGACUGGGAGCCCACAUUUCACCAUUCCAGACUCCUCCCAGUACUGACAUACUUUGUGCACUUAAGAGAAUGAAAAGUAAGAUAUGUGCAUAGUCAAAAUUCACUAUAUCAUAUUUUAGGCCUCAAAUGAAAAGAUAGUGAAUAUGUACGCAAAUCAAAUUUAGUGGAGAAAUUACAAUGCUGCUGUUUUAACCCUGUAUUUUGCAUUUAUUUCUGUUGUGUAAGGGGCAUUUUAAAGGACGUGGCCAGCUGAUCAGCUAAUUAAACAAUGGCAGAUUACUGAAAACUCAUGCCAAUUUUACUUUUUUUUUCCUCAUUCAUAAUAAUAAUAAAAAAAAAGCUUUGAUACACACAUCACAUUAUGACAUGUUGUGAUGUUUUUUUUUAAAUUCAUUUAUAAAAAAAAGAAAAUAGUGGAAAAAGAACUUGCCAGAAACUUAUUAUGAAGAUCAAGAAUUACACAAGACACAGUGUAAUUAAUAACCAAACUUGAUUUGAAAGAUCUCCCUGUAUUUCUCUUUAAAGAUAUUACUAUGUUCCAGUGGUUUUACAUAUUUGCUUGUUUCCAUUUAGAAAAAUAAAGGGUAGGAGACUUUCUGUUUAUUUCAAAGAGUACUGCAGACCUUAGCUUUUGCCAGCUUGUAAGUACUAUGCUUUAAAUUCUUUUAUGGAUAUAACCAAGAAAUUAUACCCACAUUAAUGUGUUUUUCACACCACAUUUUCUACAUAAACCAAAUGUAUUAAAAAGCUUUAUUUAUUAAAGAGUUUAAUAUGCUUGUUCUGUAAAGUCAGAAUUAGACACAGCAUUGGAAAUUAUUGCUCAAAAUAUAGUUCAGUUGUGUGCUGAAGCCUUAAAUGUUUGGUAAUGAAUUUAAUAUUUACUUUUCUCAAAGUACUUGACAUUUCACAAAUUAAAUACCACAACUCUUCUGAGAUAAAAAUUUCCAGUGUUCUCCACUGUACACAUUAUUCCAGGAAGUUACAUGCAUUAUCUAACAGUAUGGAGCCAGUCUGUAUAAAAAAGAAUAAUCAGAACAAUAAAGACUUCCUUUAUUUGAUCAGUGCCUUUGAACACCCCCUGAGCUGAGAGAAGAUGCACCUUUUUGUUGGAUUCUGCAGGAACACACAUUAUAUGGAAAUUCUGUAGAAUUAAUAUAGAAAUAACCCUUUACGACAGGAUACCUUUUCUCUGCAGGAGAAUGAACUAUGCUUCUUAUGCUGACUUUUCAGUUUACAGAGUUGCAAUACAGGAAAGAUCUUGAGUAAGAAGCGCAAACAUAUGAAGUAAAGAAUAGAAGAAGCAGUUAAACAUUGAUGUGUUUUUUGGUUUAGGAGGUACUUCUUAAUGCUAAGAUUGCCUGGAGGCUUAUGGAACAACAGUUAGUAGAAUACAAGCAAGAACACAGAUCCUGCUUUAAAGUAUUGCUAGUUUUAAGAAACAAAACACAAAACAGUAAGGAAAUGUAAUCAUUUCCAUUCUUAUAGGAAUGUUUCAUAAGAGUCAGUUACAAAAAAAGAUUUCUGAGUAAGUAAUAUUUGAUGUUCAUUACAUUCUCAAGGAAGUAAUUGUGUUUAUCAGAUUUAUUCUAAACAAAUCCACGUAAUGGGUUGUGUGUAGUCUAAAGAAUUCCAUGUGUGUAUUUUUUCUAUUUGCAGCAUGACUGCUGUCUUUGAACAUAGAACUAAAUGUUUCAUCUUGUUCACUCUUCUGCUCUUCAACAAUCAAAGUCAGUAAUGAUUCAAACACAGCAGAAUGAUGUGUUAAUGUCACUGAAUCUUCCCUAUCAUACACAGCCUGAGGCAGUCAGUAUACUAAUCUGUAUCUGUUGAAGUGUUGAUUACACCAGUUACUGAAGGACUGAAGAACUUUUCAGUCUUAGAGCAGAAGCAAAUUUAGACCAGACUGUAAGUUUACCUUUAUUACCUAAUCAGCAGGGUUAAGUGAAGUAACUUAGGACUUCCAAUCUAGAUCCUACCCCACUAAUGUUUUAUUACAAUAAACACAGAUGGGACUGAAAACAAGCAGUUACAUCAAAACUCAAGGAAAAUGAUUAAAUGGAGACUGAAUUGAUCUCUCACCUCUAGAGACAGUUUCUCCAAAAUACAAAUCUGAAACUUUGAAGCGGGGAAGAAAAAAGGAACAAAAACAGAGGCUUUCCACAUAUAUAUAUAGAUAUAUAUAUAUAUAUUAAAUAAAAGUUACAUUUCUUUCUCCAGUGUUCUUGAAUUGUGACUACUGAAUAGUACUAUGUUUUAGCCCAAAGCUGAUAAAAUGGAACAGGUGCAUCAAAUUUGUUGUUGACAACACAUUCUUCUACUCCUUCCACUCUUCAUGUAUUACUCCCUGUCUAGAGUUCCCUUCCCAGUUCUGCUAAAUUGGAACAAACCUGUUGCUUUGACAAUUGAGUUACUUCAUUUCAUUUCAUUGAAAGAUAUUAAUCAUGAGAGACAAACUUCUAGUUAAAUUUAACAUAUCGUUCAGCACUAUUCCUGCAUUUGUAUGUACAUACACACACCUAGAGUUAAUAGUGUGCUUUAAAAAUAUGGAAGUUUACACACUUCACAUAUUUUUGGCACUAAGUAUCCAAGGUAAGAUCAGGGCCUUAAUGCAACUUCCCAACUUUACUCUGAUAAUAUUUUUUCCUCAAAAAAUGCUUGUAUUAUGGAACAUAAAACAAAAGGUCAGUUCCUUCCUGCUUUCCAAUCCUCCAGCAAAAAUCUAUACUGCAGAUAGAGCUGAUACAAAUCUCAUUCCCUUUCCUAGAAAAUGUGGAGAUAAUAAAGGAAAACCAUGGAGUGCUGACUCUUGUUUAUUUGUUUGUUUAAUUAUACUGGUUGCAUCAAAAUCGUCUUUUUCACAGUGAUUCUUUUGAGCCUUGCUUUUCUUUCUGUGCAUAUACUUGCUCUUAUCAUCUUGACUCUCAUUUUACAUCAAUAAUAGUUAUGGGCUUCAAUACAGACAUGGUGAGUAGAGUUCUACUUUCUAUUUCCUUGUUAAUUCAUACCACUUAUCUCAAAGACUUAUUUUAUUUCAUACAUAUUUUGGUCCUUAUUGGAGAUGAACCUCACACAUUUAAGAUGUGAAUGUUUUGAAUUCAUGACAGAUACAUGAUUUAAAUACAGAAUCGAAAUCUGAACUUUUAAUAAAAUGCACUGAAAGAUCAACAAUAUGGGAGUUCUUAUCUCAUGUAAAGAGAGGAUUUCUUCAGAAAAUAUUAACAAAUGAUCUUAUACACAAGGCAGCAAAAUACACUGCAUUUUAACCAGGCUCUGAUAUUGAAUGCCACAUUAUUAGAAAACCACAGAAUCACAGGGGUUGGAAGAGACUUCUGGAGAUCAUCUAGCCCUACCCCCCUGCUAGCACAGGUCCCAGGUUGCAGAGGAAAGUGUCCAGGAGGGUUUUGAGUAUCUCCAGAGAAGGAAAGCACAAGUACUCUGGGCAGCUUGUUCUACUUUUCUGUCACCCUCAAAGUAAACAAGUUCUAAUGAAGUAAGAAUCUGUUCUAAAGAAGAAUUUUAAAAGGGAAUUAUUCACUUAUUAGCUCACAUCUCUUCAUUUUUCUAGCGUAGAAUAUGACUUCAGACAACAAGAAGGAAGAUUUCAACAGAUUUUGAAAAGGCUGGAUCACACAGAGCAAAAUCCAGCUUCAGCUUCGCCUCAGAAGGCAUCAUUUGAUCAUCCACUUCCCGAGAAAAAGGAGUUAAGAAAGAAAACAAAGAAGGUGAAAAAAAAAUGCUUCUGGUGGAUUUGACUUCCUUACAUAUCUUAAAGUGAGACAAUUUUUAUAUUUCAGAAGACAGUGGAGCAGAAAGAGGUUUGGAAGCACAUAACUGAAACUACACUAUUAUGAAAUCACAAAACUAAAGAAUAUUUGAGUAUCAAAUGAGAAGAAUUUAUUUAAAUUAUAUCACUGAAUAAAGACACAUGAAGAGACUGUUUCUGAAAAACAAUUUUAAGUUUUCUUCUAUUUUUUUUUUUUCUGGUGAUCCUCACAUUCUUUGUAAAGACAUUUUUGUUCAAGUUUCCAAAAAAAAAAAAAAAGAGAGAGAGACAAUGGUAGUCAAACCUACAGACUUCAUUUCAUAUUCCUAAGCAACGUGAACUAAAAGAAAAGAACUUCACUGAUCUUUAAACAGACUGCAUAAUCAAGAAUAAGUUCAGGGGAAUCUCCUCACAGGAGAUAAUUAUAAUUAUUUCACAUCUGCAGUGAAAUAUAUUGGUUGUUGGCAUCUAAGAUUUAACCACAAUGAAGAAUUUCAGGUUCAAGUUUUAUUCUGUUCUUAUAUCCGUUCAAUUUGAAAAGGAAUUAUUUCAAAGUUUGUCUUUUAACAGACUUCUUUGUUAAGUAUCUUAAAAGUACAAAAAAAAAAAGAAGAGAGAGAGAGAGAAAAUCAUAGUAAUUCUAGAUUUAAUUUCCUUCCUAAAUGAGGUCCAAUUAGAUCUAUUUUUGUUUUAAGCACCUCCAGUGAUGGAGAAUUCAUAACAACCAAGGGCAACAUUUUCCAACAUUUGACCAUCUCCGCAAUGAAAAAAACAUCUGAUUAGAUUUCACUGAAUUCUGACUUGUAUUCACUACUUGCUCUAUCCCAGUGCACCCUACCCUGAUGAAUAGAGAGAAAUAACCACUUUUGCUUCUGUACUGCUAUAACACCUAAUUCUUCCCCUAUGUACCUCUACACAUUUAAUACCUGUAUUGCUGUAUCAAAACAUUUUAAGGUUUUUCUUUGCCUUAGGAGGGUAGAUGACUUUAUUAAGGCCUAUUAAAUACAACAUAGAUUAUAAGUUACUAUUAAAAAAAAUUAUCUGUUCUGCAGAACUUUUCUUAAACUCUGGUUAAUCAGUUCAAAUGAUGCCAGGGUUUUCAACAGAUUUACCUCUAGAUCCUCAUUUCUUAAAUCAUAUGUUAUUAGUUCUCUAAUAUUAGUUAAAAACGUCUAUUCUUUUUGUACGCUUCUGUGUUUCUCCAAUGCUGAGAGUUAACCAGACAUUUGAAAACACCUUAAAAACAAUUAUGUGUAGAUGUCAGAAAAGACCAAAGAUUAUAAAAACUGGUCUUCAUUUGCAAUGAUGCUAUGUCACAUGGCUUCAUUUAUCAUGAAACUGAAGGACAACAGCUUUAAAAUUUAUGUUAAGUACGAUCAGUAUGGGACUGACAGACAGAAUUAUCAUUACUUUAAAGGCCUUUUGAAGGGAAAGCUGCUGUACAUGGAAUGUUAUUAGCAAAGUGUAUGCCUUUAGUAAGCCAGAAAAGUUUGUCAAUAAUGGUUUGUGGAUAUAGCAGGCACCAGAAUUUAUUAGAUAAGAAUAUAUCAUUGUAUCACACUCAACUGCAUGUACUGCUUAUGCUGGCAUUCCAACAGCAUUCCUAUUUUGCAUUACUGUAAUUGACACACUGAAGGAUUCAUUAGUGUGCAAAGGUUUCUUGGGUAUUAAAGUAUCAUUUUAAGAUGAAUGCCUUUGGGGGACAAAGGUACAAUAAUAAGCAAUACCAAUAAAAGCAAUACCAGCAAAACCAGUAUGUUUUUUCUUGUAGUAAGCUGACUUUCAAUGACCUGCUACUAUGUGAAAGUCAUCUUUUUGUCCUUCUUGUUCUUAAAUAAUAAGUACAAUAAGGCUCAUUUUAAUGUCUGGUUUUGUUUUUGCAUGCAUCCCUUCAAUAAAGACAAAUUAUUGAAUUUAAACAAAUUACAACAUUUUGAUUUGCCACAUCACAUCAAUCAAUUCCUGGAGUAGGUAAAAAUGUACAAGAACACAAAUAUGCUAUUUACUAAAAGAAAGUCCAUUCAAAGAAGAAAGGCACUAAAUUCUUUCUUAUAACUUAAACAGACAUGAAUACUUCUAAAAAACUGAAAUAUACUAAUUUCAAUUAUUUCUCUUUUUUAUAUUUUAGUGUCUGAUUUUGAUGAAAUUAAGAACUGCAGAUAAUUUUUAUCAUUAAUCUCCCCGUCAAAAUCAGACUUUACUUUCCAUAUUUCUUACUCUGUUAUUUGUUUCUCCCUCAAGAAAAAAAAAAAAAAGAGUUUCAUGUAUACAUCAACAUGAAAAUCUCUUUGUAACAUCAUGCACAGCAGGAAGUAGAGAAACAGUUAAGCUACCUAGGCCAGCUGACACUCGGCUCUCAGUGCUGCAACUUAAAAAUAUUAACAUGUCUUUCAGACUACCGUAUUAUGCGCAGUGCUUUCAAGUUACUUCCUUUAAGACAACUAUUUACAUGGAAAGAAAAUAUGAAAUCAAGAGUUCACCUAAGGCACUAUUAUGAAGGAUACUUCAUAAUGUUGAGCUGUGCCAGAGUCGUCAAGAAAGUUGAUUUUAAUAAAUAAAUGAAUGCAAAGGAUAACAUAAGAAUGCGAUAAGGUAAGAAACCAUGUGCCACGUGAGUCAGCAAUAGCCACUUACAUAAUUCCCUAGCCAAAUGUUCUAGAAAUGUGCAUGAACAGAACUCCCUGAUCAUCUGGCUUCCAGAAGCUCUGACUACUAUGAACAAAAAGCCCACAACAAUUUAACUUAAAAUGAAGUAAAGUAUGCCAGAAAUAAAUUAUUCAUGCAAAAGAUUAAGCAUCAUAGUUUCACAAUAAAAUCACAUAUACCAAAGGCAAGAGGUUAUUAUACUGAGUUUUCUCCACAGCAUAUCACACAACAGACUUAACACAUGAAAUUUAAAAAAACAAACAAACAUCAGAGCAAAAAAAAAACUACUGGUUAAAUUAAACAGGAACAGUGAGAAGACAUCAGCUACAGGAUGUCAGAAUUGGAAAAGCAACGGAAAAGGAUAGAUAAGCAAAUAAUAAUAAUGGCUAAGAGAAUUUUCCUGAUUUAAGAAUUUAUUGUGUAAUGCCUGAAACCAUCACCCAGAGUAGGAAUUAAAUGUUAAAAAUGAGAAUUAAAAAAAAAACAACCCAACAACCACAGCUAACUGAUAACACUUGCAUACAAAAUACUUAAAGUUUCUCUGAAGAUAUAUUCAAUUGACAACUGCGAUGUGCAAUUUAUAAAAUCCUGUACAGCACACGUAUUCUAAGAACUACUUUAGUUCAAAUUGCUGUUUUAUGGAGCCAUCCUAACUUUCUUUAAAAAUUCCAAAUGUAUGAAAGGAGUAAUGGUUGCUUUCUGUCAUGUAUUGUCAGGUCAUUCUUUGUAGUUUCAUACACUGUAGCUCUUCUGAAAAAGUCACAAUACCUAGUAAUUACGCUAUUUUAGAUUCAGAAUAUCUUCCUAAUGAAAUAUAUCACCAAAUGUAUGCUUUGUAAAUCUUUAUGUUCUUUAAAUGGGAUGUCAUCUUUUGAAAUAAAAUCUUUUUCUUAGGUUUCAGGAGGUGAUAAAUAACAAACAAUAUUUAGAUUUCAAAAGAAGUUAACAAUUGUUCUUUGGAAAGGAAAAAUAAAUGGGAAACGAAUAAAUGGUUCUUUCAUAAAAUCACUUUGCAGUUUUUCUAGGUAGAGAAAAUGUCUGAAUCUGAAAACUGAACAAAAAAAGAGGCCUUAGCCAAUCUGAUUUUAAUAUAUUGUGUUUUCUAAACAUGUCAGCUCCAUAAAAUGGUUUCUCUAGUCAUGAUCUCUUGGAAGAGUAGUUCUGGUUAUUAAAGCACUGUUCUUUUUCCAUUUGAUUCCUAUUUUUUUUUAAUUUUUUUUUUAAUCCUGGGAAUUUCCUUUGAAAUGUUGGUUGCUUGCAUCCAGAAACUUAAAUUUUAUUCAUGCCCAUGGUGGAAAAGUAAUAAAUAUAAAUCUCUGCCUGAUUGUUUUUUUGUUUGUUUGUUUUUACAGCAACGUCUUGAUUUGUACAUAUCUUAUACUAAUAUUGUCAAACUUUACUUGGUAAUAUAAUUAAAUCCUCUUGACUUUUGUUUAACAAUGUGAUCAAAAUAAAGUUUGGACUACCAACGGUGACCUUUAAAA